AUUUUGCUGCAAACAUGUUGGCGGUUUUCGAGAAAGCAAUAGGUAAUCCACCACAGGAGCUUGGGCUUCCUUCAGUUGGCUUAGAUUUUGAGGGUAAGAGAACUUGGGAAGAAAUCUUGGAGGCUUUCCGGUUAUUGUGGCCGGAUUCAACCUUGUACCACCUUUCAAAUGGGAACUUCGUGGCUUCGCCACAUGAAGCUGAGAGUCCUUUGCAUCCAAGGUCCACGGUUGUUAUGGAUGACAUCUUCUGCAUUUUUAUUGGGAUUCUUGGGAACAUUUCCGAACUCAGACGACAUUAUGGCCUGUCUAGACGAGCUACAGAAGCCAUGGUUGUGGUUGAAGCUUACAAGGUCCUGAGAGACCGAGCUCCAUAUCCACCAGAUCAAGUCAUUAAAGAUCUAGAAGGAAAAUUUGCUUUCAUUGUUUUUGAUGCUAAAUCUGGUACCCUAUUCGUGGCCAGGGACCGCGAAGGAAGCGUUGAACUUAAAUGGGGAAUGGCUGGAGAUGGCUCCCUGGUUUUGUCAGAUGAUCCGAACACCAUACAAGAGGCUUGUGGAAAAUCCUGUGCACCUUUUCCUCCAGGCUGCAUUUUUAUGAAUGUGAAUGGUCUUAUAAGCUUUGAUCAUCCACUUCACAAGGUAAAAGCAAUUGCUGGCGAAGAUGAUGAUGGGAAAAUUUGUGGAGUAAUUUUUCAGGUGGACUUGUUCACAAGACUCCCUAGCAUUCCGCGCACUGGUAGCGCUGCAAAUUGGGCAGAUAUCACCGUCGUAGAGGGAGAAUGAAAGGGAUUUAAUCAUCCCUUGUGCUGAUCAGAACAAACAAGGAAAAAAAAACAUGACAAGUGUGUCUUUGUUUUCAAUGUGGUGAAGCUGAGUAAUUUAACCUAGUCUGGAUUCUGGGGCACUGUUUAUGUUCUUAUUAAUAAUGAUCAGUU
Molecule: messenger RNA, 934 nt
Organism: Durio zibethinus
Lineage: Eukaryota; Viridiplantae; Streptophyta; Magnoliopsida; Malvales; Malvaceae
Product: stem-specific protein TSJT1-like
Source: RefSeq, a predicted model, not a curated record